AUGGGCUCCGCCUCCUUCCUCGGUCACUCCAGCUUGCCCUCUGGCCUCUGGAUCCCCACCUACAUCUCAGGCGAUCAUCUCUAUGGCUCCGUCGAGGCCACCUGCAUCCUCCGCAUCGCUCCACCUCCUUGGCUCACUGUCUGCGCUGUGGGCUCCACUUCCAAUGCUGUUGUCACCUCCAGUUGUCCCCAUGGCGUUGUGUGUUCCCAUCACAACUUGGCUCCUCCCUCCUGCGAUGCUGCCAUGGAGCGCAGUCCUAGCUGUGGCCUGUGUCUCCACCUACCCUCUCCUGCUCAAGGCUCCUCCAUGGACUUCACCACCAUCACUUCCCUGGCUUUCACCUCUGUCUACACUGCCCUGGACCCUUCCGUUCUGUCUUCUCUUGGAGUUGCUAUAGUGAUGUCAGUCAGAAUGGCCCCUCCUCUUCCUCUGAUCUUUCUGAUCAUGAUUCACGAUCUUCAGGUGGAGGCUCCUGAGAGAGUGACAGAGGGUCAUAAUGUCAGUCUGACAUGUAAAAGCAGCUGCACUCUGACUGACAGAGCAACAUUCAUCUGGUACAGAAACUCACAGCCAUUAACUGAGAGAAGAGACGGAAACAAUCAACUCCUGCUGCAGUCAGUCAGAAGAGAGGAUGCAGGCAGAUACAGCUGUGCUCUACAUGGACACAGUUACAUCUCUCCUGCUGCUCAUCUCAAUGUCACGUAUCCUCCAAAGAAUGUCUCAGUGUCCAUAACUGGAUCUGGUGAAAUAGUGGAGGGAGAUUCAGUGACUCUGAUCUGCAGCAGUGAUGCAAACCCUCCUGCUCUGAACUUCAGCUGGUUUAAGGAGAAUCAAAGCUCAGCUGUUGGAUCUGGACAGAGUUUCAGUGCACUACAGAGUGGACGCUUCUACUGUGAGGCUCACAAUCAACAUGGAUCUCAGAGAUCAGAUGCUGUUACUGUCACAGUUCAUCCUGGUGCUGAUAGGAAUGUGAUUGUGAUCGCAGCAACAUCUGGAGGAUUAUUCAUCAUCAUCAUCAUCAUCAUCAUAAUCAUAUGGUUUAUAAUGAGGAAACAAAGGAGUGUUAAAACUGAAGAUCUCACAGUCAGACAGAAUGAUCUUUAUGCUGAUGUGUCACAGAGAGUUUCAGUUCAUGACGAGUCUCUUACUAAACCUGAUACAGUCAAUGACGCUCCGUAUGCCAGUGUGGAACCCAGCAGCUUCAGAGGAGAAACUCCUGAAUCCAGAGAUACUGAGGAGAUCCAGUACACAACUGUCCAGUAUCACCAAAAGAAAGAGAUGAACAUACCGGAAUACAAUGAAUGUCAGUAUGACGAAAUAAGAGUUCAUCAGCCCGAUGCUGCCGAGAGGCAAUCAAAUGUUCAAACUGUGGAAGAUGCAUCUGUGAUCUACAGCACCCUCAAAUGAAUGAUACAGACCAGCGAACACAAAGCCUGUGCUCGACUGUUUAAUGAGUGAUUGUUGGAUAAUUGUACAGUUGUGGAAUAAUUUACUCAUCUGUUCAAACCACAACCACUAUAAACAUG
Sinocyclocheilus anshuiensis is the source of this 1526-nucleotide messenger RNA. Its product is annotated as B-cell receptor CD22-like. NCBI's taxonomy places the organism in Eukaryota, Metazoa, Chordata, Actinopteri, Cypriniformes, Cyprinidae. The record is from RefSeq and is a predicted model, not a curated record. The transcript is spliced from 10 exons. The coding region runs from base 1 to 1407 and encodes 468 amino acids.